Molecule: messenger RNA, 765 nt
Organism: Gastrolobium bilobum
Lineage: Eukaryota; Viridiplantae; Streptophyta; Magnoliopsida; Fabales; Fabaceae
Exons: 1
Coding region: 1-765 (254 amino acids)
Molecular function (GO): catalytic activity
Source: RefSeq, a predicted model, not a curated record
AUGAAUCUUUGCUCAUGGAACUGUAGAGGAGUAGGUAAAAAAAGUUUUCCUGCUUUGAUUAAGGAUAUUAAAUAUAGGUUAAAAAUAAAAGUUCUUGCUUUGUUAGAAACUAGAAUUCAGGGGGAUAAAGGUGAUGUUAUUGUUAAAAAGCUUGGUUUCUCUAAGUUUUUUAAACAGGAGGUUGUUGGAUUUAUGGGUGGUAUUUGGAUCUUAUGGGAUGAUAGAGAUGUUGAGGUGGAGGUUAUUCGUGCCCAUCAUCAGUAUGUACAUACUAGAAUUCACUAUAUUGAGGAAGGAAGGAUAGAGUUAGCUACCUUUGUCUAUGGUAGCCCGAGGAGAGUGGAGAGAAUUAAACUUUGGGAGGACUUGGUGGUUAUUUCUGAUUCUGUUGUUGGCCCUUGGAUCCUGCUUGGGGACUUCAAUUCUGUUUUAAGACAACAUGAAAAGGUUGGGGGUCUGGAUGUGUGCUGGAAGAGUAUCCAGGAUAUGCAGGACUGCCUUAUGGAUUGUAGGAUUGCUGAUGUUGGGUUUAAAGGUCCUAGUUUCACUUGGAGGAGGGGAAAAUUACAAGAGAGGAUUGAUAGAGCUUGUGCAAAUGAAGAGUGGAAUGUUGUUUGGCCGAAUAGAGUGGUAGCUCAUUUACCUUAUUUCAGCUCUGAUCAUAGGCCAAUUCUUGUCAGCUGUUCUCAGUCUAGUCUAGGGGUGAAAUUCAAUUUAAAUUUCUUGCUGCCUGGCUCACAAAUGCUGAUUUUAGCAAUAUUGUAA